GGGAAGGAGGGCGGGAAGGAGGGGAAGGCGCCCGGAGGAGGAGGAGGAGGAGAGAACAGCCUCCUGCCGCUGGCGAGGAGAAUGGGAGUGCGGGGCGGCAGACCGCCGCGGGGUGUCACGGCCGCGGCCGAGCUUGCCAGACGCCGGGCGGGCGCCCGCCGCGUUUAAACCCGGGAGGGCGCGGCGGCGGCAGGAUCGCGGCGCGCGCGGGGCGCCGGGCGGCUGCCGAAUGGAGAGGAAGGGCUCGGCGGCCGGGACCAAGGGGAACCCGAGCCCACCCGUGGCCACCGGCGAGGCGCAGCGGCCGCCGCCGCCUCUGUGCGCCCCGGGCGGCUGCGGAGGGGCCCCCGCGCGGGGCCAGGCUGGGGCGGCGGCCGAGCCCGCCGAGUUUAUUCGGCGCGCGCACGAGUUCAAGAACCAAGGAGCGCAGUGCUACAAGGACAAGAAAUUCCGCGAAGCCAUCGGCAAAUACCACCGGGCAUUGUUGGAGCUGAAGGGGCUGCAGCCCGCCCUCGGGGAACAGGAGCGGGACUCGCGCGCGGCCUCCCCGGCCGGGGCCUCCAACCCUGGCCGCCUCUCGGAGGAGCAGAGCAAGACGGUGGAAGCCAUCGAGAUCGACUGCUACAACAGCCUGGCAGCCUGCCUGCUCCAGGCUGAACUGGUAAACUAUGAACGAGUCAAGGAAUAUUGCCUCAAAGUCCUGAAGAAGGAAGGGGAGAACUUCAAGGCCCUUUACCGGUCUGGUGUGGCCUUCUACCAUCUUGGAGACUAUGACAAAGCACUCUACUACCUGAAAGAAGCAAGGACCCGACAGCCAACAGACACCAACGUGAUUCGGUAUAUCCAGCUGACGGAGAUGAAGCUCAGCAGAUGCUCCCAGAGAGAGAAGGAAGCCAUGUAACUACAACACUUCUCUCGAGCUGCACCUGCACCUGACCCUGGACUUCCAGACACCUCCUGGUGGAGAGCCCCUCCCUGAGUUCUGGUCCUUUCUCCCCACUUCUUCCAUCACCCCCUUCCUGCCUCUUCCUCCUGUUGCCCCUCAACUCUUUCUACUCCCAGUGUGAAAAGAAGCAGGGAUGCAAAUUUGGAACCUGAUGGGUUACCCCGACAAUGGAGAUUAUCCCCUUCUCUAGGAGGCCAGCCACUAGAGAAGUAGGGACCUAACUUCUUUGGGGACAGCUGGGGAGGACUCUCACAGGCCAGGAAUGCCAUUGUAGCUUUGACUUGAGCCUGUGCUUCUGACAGAGGCAGAGCCUGGCAGGUGUAGCACCCCAAAGGCAGCAGGCACGGAGCCCGCGGCUGGGUCCCCCUCACUUUCCUGACAGGCCAGAGCAUCUUAAGGGAACUGUAACAGAUCCAGGGAUGAGACAAACACCGGGAGCAUUGGUUAAGCCAGUAGAAAGACCAUGAAUUUGUACACUGGAUUCCCCCCAACCCCCAGGAACCUCAGCCCUGCCUCCCUCCCUCACUUGUUGUCUUGGCUUGUGCUUUUUUCUCUCCCCCUCGGGGAUCUGAGACUCUGCCAGGAUUCACAUGCCAUCGAAGCCCACACUCAGUGCUCUCUGGUGACCACACAUACCAUAAUCCCAUACUCCACCCAGCAGGCAGCUGUGACAGCAGAAAGACAGGGUAAAGUGGGCCAAGAGUUGACUGCAUAGGUGAUGGGGGAAGGGAGAGAUGACAUCUAAGGGAAAGGGCAUUGUAUAGACUGGGGGACUGAACUGUGGACUAAUUAAGUAUAAAUAAAAAUAAACUAACAGGCAGCAGUUCCUCUCCUUUCUGUUGGAAGCAGCCCACUCCCCCACUUAUACUCCCUCCUCCAACUCUCAAUCAGAGCCACUUACAGCCAGACAGGAUGGGGCUUCCCCGAAAGCAAUGGGCCAUUUGUUCAGUGGUAUACAAUGUUGGCUGCCGCCUUUGUGCUUUUCGAGUAGGCUGGGACUGAGGAGACGGCCCAGGGACUUGGCGUUGUGGGACUUUGUGGGACUUGUACAGCCUCUUUUUGAUGACAUUAUCUGGACUCAAUAUGUAGCACAGAGAAUGUGUUCAACAAAUAUUUGUUGAAUGAAUAAAUUAUGACUGCAGACUGGCUCUCCCGCCUUAAACUAAUGUUACCCCAGCCUAGUCUCCUGAUAGCUAUGCUUUUUACGCUAUGCCAUGUUGCUUCAGUCAAGUAAGAACCAUUUCCUGAGGGCUUGUUGUUUGCCUAUUGUGCAAUACGCUGUGGGGCGUAGGAUGUAGUCCCAGUUUUCAAGAAGAUGGAAGAAUUAAGAAAUACUCAUAUGAGAUUAUUACCAAUGACACCUUUAAUUUAUAUGAUGCUUUAAAUUUUUCAAAGCACUUUCAUGUAUUUUUCGUGUGAUUAGUGAAAGAGACAAUAUUGUACAAAUUAAAAUAUAUACAGAUGCAAUAAUGUUAAUAGUCAGCAUUUAUUAAAUGCACUAUCCUCAGAUCUUUA
Molecule: messenger RNA, 2461 nt
Organism: Hipposideros armiger (great roundleaf bat)
Lineage: Eukaryota; Metazoa; Chordata; Mammalia; Chiroptera; Hipposideridae
Gene: TTC9
Product: tetratricopeptide repeat domain 9
Exons: 3
Coding region: 230-901 (223 amino acids)
Biological process (GO): protein folding; negative regulation of apoptotic process
Cellular component (GO): endomembrane system; cytosol; membrane
Molecular function (GO): protein binding; protein folding chaperone
Source: RefSeq, a predicted model, not a curated record